Molecule: messenger RNA, 3174 nt
Organism: Hydractinia symbiolongicarpus
Lineage: Eukaryota; Metazoa; Cnidaria; Hydrozoa; Anthoathecata; Hydractiniidae
Exons: 3
Coding region: 1434-2738 (434 amino acids)
Molecular function (GO): ubiquitin-protein transferase activity
Source: RefSeq, a predicted model, not a curated record
AGGGAAUUUAGGGAAUUUGCCUUGUCGUCGUCGUCGACUUCGCUAGAACGCACAUAUUUCUAUCUCUAAUGAAGCCGUUACAGUGCACUUAAAAUUUUAAGGCCAAAUAACUAGGAAACGAGGUGGUGACGUCACUGAUUUUUCACCGCGUGGGUAACUAGGGACCACCAGGAACCAAUUUGGGUAAGUUUGCCAAACCCGGGUCCCCAAAUCCGUUUCGGAAUGGACGGGUUGAUGACUUCAUCAAAAAACCUUCAAACCCUAAUAUGUCUACAACCGUUUAUCAAAAGUACAUGAUCCUAUACAUUUUCUUGAUCAGAGUUUCAAGAUCUAUGCGAUGAAGGAAACAGGUAGAGAAAUUUCCAAAAAACAAUUAAGGUUUUGACGGGCCAUUGCAAAAUUUUUAAGCCCUUAUAUCUCAUUAACCGCUCAUCAAAGGCACAUGAUCAUAUACAUUUUCUUGAUCAGCGCUUUAAGCUCUACACAAUAGAGGCAACGUGAAACAAGCUUCCAAAUUAUUUUUUUUGUGGAUGGGUUGCUGACGUCAUCAAAAUUCAAAUAAGACUUCUUUUUCGUUUUUAUGCUGCCUCAGUGGAUUUUUCCACGGGCCUUCUUAUGUCGACUAGUACGAUGGCCCUGAGGUGUCACUGGGUCCUUCCCAAUUUUCACUCAGACCUUCCCAAUUUUUAACUCAGACCUUCCCAAUUUUUAACUCAGACCAUCUCAUUUUCAACCAGACCUUCUUUGAUUUCACAGCGCCGAGGACCUACAAAAACUUUCAAAGUUAGACCCAGACCGUUCGAAUGGCGGAACACGCUGGAGGAGAAUCGCGAUGCAAAAAUGGUAGACAUACAAAUAUAAACACACGUGAAGGGAACGGCAGAAAGGGAUUUUUAGCUAAUAGAUAAUGGUUGGUGAAAAUAAGAGGAAAACAGAAACAAAAUUAAGUGGUUUAAUACUUAAAAUCAGGAGGAAGGGAGAAAAUGAACGAAAAGUUGAAGAAAGGAAGGUAUUUUUUUACUCUAAUCUGAGUAUACUACCAAGCUUUUGGUAUUUGCAUGUCGUCAUGAAUUUAUAGCACAAGUCAAGUAGGUUCAUGUUCGGUGGAAAAGAUUUGAUGUUGAAAAAGGCCGUGCUGUUAUUGUGUCUCAAAAAAAACGGUGGUGGUUAUAGGUUCAUAAUGAUGGAGGACAACAUACUGUUAUCCGCAAUUAAGGAACGAGCAGAGAGAUUUUUCUUUUCAAAUGAAGGAAAAUGUUAUUUCGGAGAAACAAUCGAUGAAUGUUUUACAUCUCUGACUAACUCUGCUGAUGAACCACUUGACGAAAAUUUGUCCUUAACAGACUAUUUAAACAACAAUGGUUUGUAUUUGUCAAAGAUGUACCUUGUUUUGAAUACCAGAAAACGAGAAUGCAAGUCCUCCAAGUAAUUCUAUGUUAGUUUCCAUUCCUAAUUUGGAUUUUGGAAAUGACUUUUUGGUUGCAGAAGAAGAUGAUCAGCAGAUUGUUGACGUUCCUGAAACUGUACCAAAUCCUGGUUUCCAUGGUGAUAACAUAGUCAAUUUGGAAUCUGGAAUUGUACCUGACCAUCAAAACGAUAAUAAUCCCAAUUUUGAAUUUGAAGCUGGUACAAAUCAUCAUGAUAAUUCUGUCAUCAAUUUGGUAUUUGAAGGUAACCCUAACCAAGUUGAUAACCUCGUAGAUACAACUGUGGAUUUGUCAUCCCACGCUAGCUCUAGCCACGCUAACUUGGAACCAGAUAGCAACGAAGUAAAUUUGGUUCUUUCUGAUGAAAUUAAAACUAUCAAAGUUCAUAGGUUGCGCUUGAAGGAAGAUAUGAUCAACGGCUUCAAACAAAUAAUGGAAAACGAUAAAAUAAAGUUCACAAUUAUUGAUCCACGAGGAGAAGAAGAAAGUGGCGUUGGUAUUGGAGUUGACAGAGAUUUGUAUACAUCUUUUUGGAUGGAGGUUGCUGAUUCUCUCUGUAUUGGAACAUCUGAAAGGGUACCUUUCAUAAGUCAUGAUUUGUACUUUGAGGAAUGGGAAUCAAUUGGAAAAAUACUGAAACAUGGAUACACCAAAACUGGAUAUUUUCCAAUUUUUUUAGCCAAAGCUUUUGUUACGUAUUGUUUAUUUGGGGACACACCGCUCUCUAAUGAUCUGCUCAUGGAAUCUUUUUUAAACUUUGUGUCACCAAUGGAUGCAUCAUUAUUAAAAGAAGCCCUGAAAACCACUAAUCAUGGAAUACACAAGGACAAGGAUUUCAUAGAUCUUCUAGACCGCUACAACUGUAGAUCCAGUGUUAAUCCACUCAAUGUUUAUGGAGUUGUUCUUGAACUUGCACAGCAAGAAAUAAUACAAAAACCGUUCAUCAUGGUUUGCAGUUGGGCGAAAACACUACAAUGUUUGAAAGAAUAUGAAGAAUUUUCAUCAAUAUAUUUCUUGAAAAACUUUUACGAUGCUGUUACACUUUCUACCAAAAAAGUUAUAAAACUAUUCGUUGCAGAUCCGAAGACAGAAGGUCAACGAUGUUGUUACAAAUAUGUGCUUCAAUAUGUUCGUGGGCUUGACAAUACUGAUCUUGUGAAAUUGUUGCAAUUUUUGACAGGCUCAGACAUAAUUUUAUGUAGAAAAAUAGAUGUGUCAUUUGUUGAAACGGGUGAAAAUGCUGCCAGAAAACCAAUUGCGCAUACGUGUGCUCUUUUUGGAACUGCCGUAUUCGUACCGCAAUUUUUGUGAACUCCGGGAAGAAUUCCAGAAUAUCUUGCGAGUGGAUAGCUGGGGAACUGAUUUUACUUGAUAUCAUAUACUGUAUGUAUUUACCUGAUAUUUUUAUAUAGUUUUAAAUUACGUUCUUUUUUUGCUUAAUUCAGAAACCUUCAGAAAUAGUUGAGAACAAAACGUUAUAUAAACAUGACAGUGCACAUAUUUUAUUUUGCUAUUAGGAGUGUGUUUGAAAUUCGAUCAUGUUAUCAUUUUAUACAAAGGCAGUUACAGCAGUGAACUUGACGAUUUCUAUUUGGACACUUCACAUAGAAACUAUUUUAUUAAAAUUUUGUUAUAUAUAAACUUGGAGAUUUUUACUUGGAUAUUUUAUAUGAGUUAGAGUUUUGUUCUAUUUAAACUUGGAGAUUUUUACUUGGAUAUUUUAUAUGAGUUAGAGUUUUGUUCUAUA